AUGAAUAGAAAUUUGAAUCAAUUUGAUGAAUUUCAAUCACAAGAAUCAUUAAAUAUUACCUCAACAGUAUUCGAUGAUUAUUUAACAUGUGAUUUUAAAUUAUCAGAUGAUAAUGUUCUUAAUGAUAUUCUCUCAGACUUUGAUAUCAAUACAAACAAUAUUCAAUGUAUUGAUAAUUUAACAAAUGAUAUAAAUUAUUUUCAUACAUCUUCAAAUCUUCCAUCAUCAUAUAAGACUACUUUACAUUCAACAGCAAUUAACAAUAACAUACAAAGUCUUCAAGCAGAAUUUGAUGAAGUACUCUCUCCAGAUGCAUUCAAAUUAGUAAUUGAACAACACCAACAGCAACAAACAAAUAAUGAAUCGCCAUUCUUCUCUACAAACUAUAGUAGUCCAAUAGAUGAUCAUGAAUCUACAUCGACAAAUCCAUUGAAUUAUCAAACAGAUCAAAUCAUUAUUACAAGAAAACCAACAAUAAAUUGUUCUCAAUCAUCUGUUCAAUUUCCUAAAUUAAUCGAGAAAUCUGAUCCAAUUACAAUUACUUUCGAUCAAUUUCAAACAUUAAUACAUGCUAUUCCUAAUACAUCGAAAACAAGUGCUAAUACAAUUUCUACUCUUCUUGAAAAUAGUACUAUUAUUGCAAAUAAUAUUCCUUUAAGAAUUGUUCACCAAACAAGUCAUAAUCAUAAUUCUAAUGGUUCAGAUAAAUUUAAUUAUCAAGAUUCACUAACAAAUAAUAAUAAUAAUAAUGAAUCAAUAAUUGUUAAUGGAAAUGGUAAUCGUUCUCGACGGAAAUUAUCACAUACUGCAAUUGAAAAACGAUAUCGAUCUAGUAUUAAUGAAAAAAUAAAUGAAUUGAAAGAAAUUGUAGCAGCUACUGAUGGCAAGGUAGGGGAAGACAAUAUCCAAAAAUCCGGUAUACUUCGACGUACAAUUGAAUAUAUUCGACAACUUCAAUCAACUAAUCGACAAUUAGAAGAAGAAAAUAGUACCUUGAAAAACAUCUUGAAACAAUUAAAUUUGACAAGCACUGAUCUUCCAAGUAAUAAUGAUGUACAAUCAUCGAAUAGAAAUUCUUCGACAAAAAAUCUAUUAUCAACAUUUAAUACCGAUUCAAAUGAUGAAAUAUAUAAUCCUGUUACAAAACGAAAAAAACAAACGAACAGUAAACGAGGUAUGGUUGAUGGAUCACGAUUAAUUUUAUGUUGUUUUAUGUUAUGUGUAUUUAUAAUAAAUCCAUUUAAUUAUUUACUUGAUCAUAUUCAUUCAUCAAAUAAUGAUGAUACAAUGGAAAUACAAUCAAUUCUUAGUUCAAGAACAUUACAAACAGUAAAAGAUAAUGAAAAUUUUAAUUCAUUAUUAUUUGUGAGUAUAUCAUGGAAACAACUUAUUGCAUGGAUGCUCAAUAUAGCAAUAUGUCUUGUUUGUCUUGUAAAAAUUUUUGUUCAUGGAGAACCGAUCGUACAUGAAUUAGAUAUGGAUGAAUAUUAUACUUAUAAGAAAAAAGCAGAUGCACUUAUGGAUGAAAAUCAAUUAAAUGAAGCAUGUGAAUAUUAUCGAAAAUGUUGUGAAAAACUUUAUAUAUCAAUUGAUCAAACAUAUUUAUAUUAUUUUUCUUCUAUAACAUGGCAAAUAAUUCGUUUUUUUCUUAAUAUUAUAUUUGUUGGUCGUUGGUUAACAUAUUGGUCUGGUUGGACAAAAUCAAUAGAUACACGUUAUUAUAAUUGUGAAUUAAAUGAUUGUUAUUUACAAUUAUGGAAAAUUGAAUAUCAUUAUUCAAAAUCUUUAUUAAAUAUAUUUAAUUUAUUUUUAUUAACAAUAAAUACAUUAAUAAAUUCAGGAAAAAAAUUAAAUAAAAUUAAACGAAAUGAAAUCUAUUUUUUAUCAGCAUUAACAUUAAAAAAAUUUGAUGGAUUAUUUACAAUAUUUAUAUCAUAUUUAUUAAAAUAUCUUAUACCAAUUGAUAUUAAUGAUAUAUGGUUAUUAGAUAUUGAUCGUUUAAAUCAAUUUAUAUAUGAAAAAAAGAUUUAUUUAUUUAAAAAAAAAUUUUUUAUGGAAUCAAUACGUAUUCAAUUUUUUGAAUAUAUUCUUUAUAAUAAUAUACAAAAUCAACUUUUAUUUCAAGAUGAACAACAACAACAACAAUUUAUGAUUAAAAAUAUUAAUGAACUUGAUCUAUUUUCAUGGUGGCAACAUAGUUUACAAAUUAUACGUUGUAUUUCAAAUGAUAAACAAAAUAUAAAUAAUAUAACAUCAACAGAUUUACUUCGACAAAUAAAUUUAUCAAAUAAAACUAUUUAUUAUAUGGCACGAUCAAUAAAACUUGUUAAUGAACAAUAUAUUAUGAUUAUUGAAACAAUUCAUAUUAUACUUCUUAUAUUAACUGAUUAUAAUGAUGAAACAAAUUCAACAAGAAUAUUAUUACUUGAACAAUUAGGACAAUCAAGUCAAUUAUUAACAUCAUCUAAAGUUGAAACAUAUUAUAUUAAUAAUAAUAAUGAAGAUAAUUUGGAUAUGGCAAUCAAAACAUUAUUAUUAGAUGGUAUUUUAUCAUUACGUCUUCGUCUUCUAACAAGUUCAAUGAUAAAUAAUAAUCAAAAAAUUCCAUUUCUUGAUGAUUUUCAACGAGAAUUAGAUUAUUAUAGACGAUUAAAUCAAUUAAUGAAAUUACCAAAACAAAAACUCUAUUUAUUUGAAUCAAUAUUUCGUACAUCAUCUGGUUUAAAUCCAUUAAUAACUCAAACAUUAUUUGAACGUGCAAUGAAACAAUCAAAUUCUAUGAUUCAAACAAAACAAGAAUCAUUACCAAAUCUUGAUAUAAUAGCAGGACUGUUACUUUUUUGUCAUUUUUUACCGUCAACAGUUUAUCGUUAUCGAAAUAUUCUACAACAAGUUGUUGCUAUAUCAUCAAAAACAAAUAAAAAUAAUGAUCUUAAUCGUUUACAACAACAAUGUUUGACAUUAAUACAUCAACCAUAUUUUACUUUGUAA
Molecule: messenger RNA, 2991 nt
Organism: Rotaria sordida
Lineage: Eukaryota; Metazoa; Rotifera; Eurotatoria; Philodinida; Philodinidae
Source: the annotation of a GenBank genome assembly